UCCAGCCUGGGCGCCUGCUGCCCCGGGGCUUUCCGGCUCGCGGAUUUUGGGGAAAGGGCAUGGUUCUCGGAGGCUGCCGAGUGUAGAGGGGCUCCCUGGGGCUCCCACUCCUGCAGGGCUGGGCAGGGGCUGCGGGCCGUACUGCCAUGAGCCGGGCAGCCCUGCGGGCGGGGCGCAGCCGGAACUGAGCGCCCUGAAGCCGGGAGUAGGCAGGGCACCGACGGCGCCACCUUCACCCCACGGCGACCCUUUUUAGUCAGAAAAUAAGUUUGUUGCUCUGCCGGGCAGCUAGAGAACAAGUAGCCUAGACCGCAUAAUGCUUGGGGAAUCGUUAGAAUCCGCUCCUUCAACUGGUUCAGGCUGUUGCCCCUUCUCCGUGCGCCCUCGCUCCCGGCGCGCGGUUCUUGGCGAGAGUUUCCUUCCGAUGUUGAUACUCCGGGCUCCGAUUGUCCGGCUGUGCAGCCCACGGUAGAGAAAGGCGAACUUGGGCUGUAAUUUGAGGCGAUUUAGGACUCAGGGGAACAGGGGGUCGGUAGCCGUGGUGGAGGGAGCCCUGGCGAAACAGACAUGGACUUUGGAGGCGCCCACUCUGUGCCAGGCUCUGUCUGAGCGCGGGGGGUAUAGCGGCGAAUCACUCCGUCCGGGUCCCCGCUCUUGUGACACGUUACGUGGUAUACCCAGGCUCUGCCCAGGGAGCUUGUCGGGUUGGCGUGAAAAUUUCCACCAAUUUCAGGGGGAUUUGCAGUUUCUUUGCAAUGGCAAAGACUACCGCCUCGUCUGCUCCUUCGACCCAGACGUCCACGAGAUGUGCGCCGGGCACCCCACGGACACCAACCCGCACUCUGCUUCUGGAACGGAGCAGAGGGCUCAAAACCUGUGUGCAUUUUCUCUUUGUGCUUCGUGUAUACAUUGUUACUUACUAAAGGUGUGGAGUUGGGGGUAAGAAGACGCGAGCCAGUCAAGGAGUCUGAUGCAUGGGAACAUUCUUGCAGCACAGCGGAUCCCCAGCAAGGAGGCAGCUUCGCUCAAAGCGAAGCUAAGGAGGUUGGUUGCUGCUGGCUGGGGUCUCCAGAUUUGCAGCGAAAUGGCUUGCGGAGGUAGUGUAGGGCGAAUCAGUGUGACUGAUCACUCUGGGUGGGUGGUCUGCGUGGAGGUGGGGUGGUGGAUCUUGGGGUGCGUUGGAGGUUUGUUUGCAAGGAGGAGCUCCUGGAAGGAAAGCUCCUGGAACUUUUUCUAGUUUUCCUGCUGAAAUCAACAUAGGGGCGGGGACAUGUUUGUCGGAAUAACUUGUCUUUUGAUUGCACGGGAAGAGUCUGCAGUUUCUUGUGAUGGGAGCUUGAUAUUUUAAGGAAUAAUUCCAUGUAAUUGAUUUGUUUAGUCACUCAGAGGAACAAUUUGGAAUGUGCUCUUAUUUUUGUAUUUUGAGAUCUGCGGUUUAUGUCCUUUAAGGAGUGGGGUAGAUUUGCAGCAGGCAGGUCCACGCAGAAGCAUUUACAUUCGGGCUGAUGAGCAAGUUUGUUCUGUCUCUGCCCAAGUGAGUGAAAAAGAGCACUGUGUCAAGGAGACAGACACCUCGAGGUGCUUUUUGUGGCAUUCAUGAGAAAAGUCACGUUUCUCCCAUAACUUUAUUCUUGCUCUCUUUGCCUUGAUUUCAUUCAAGACUUAGGUGACUGUCCACAAUGCAGGGUGGGAAUGUUAGGUUGCUAAGGAUAAAAAAAAAAUUGCUUGGGAAUAUUGUUUUCGCCACCUUAUAAAAUGCUACUGAUUUUUGUUUGUUUAAACCAACUUCAACUGCUCUGGAUUGAUGAGAAGGAAUGGUAAUGGUAAACCUCAUUAUUUUUCAGUGUGGAUUCUGCCAGGUUGGAGGUGACCUGCAUUGAGAAACUGACCUUUUUAAAUUAGGGGGUAAGACUAAUCAGGGAAAAGACCUGCUGUUUAAGGGUGCAGGUCAGAUGCAUGAAAAUUUCAGCAGAGGCAGAUUUUCUACUUUGCAGUCUUUAUGAAAACAGCUUUUAGUUCCUUUAACUUGGGGGACUUUGUCUCCUUGAGUCAGCCUAGCACCUCUUUCUCUAGUCAUUUCAUAUUGGUGGGACAUUAAGAGUGAAUAGAGAGCAAGCCUCUUAAUGUUGGCUUUUAUAUCAUCCACUGAUUUUACCUAGUUCACUUUCUUUUUUUCUUUUUUUUUUUAUUCAGAAGUAGGUUUUCUAAUUAUUUUCCCUGUAAGCACUAAAUCUUUUGGCUGGAAUUUUUCUUCUGAAAGGUACACAGGACAUCUGUUACUUGAGUUUAUUUCUUAAAAAUAAAGGUAACCUGAGUGAUUAUACUUUUCGGAAGAAAACUCCUUUAUAGUUCCAAAUAAUGCCAAGUUUGAUAAUUGUUUUAACUUGUCUGAUUCUUCUUGAUUAUACUCAGAGACAUUGACAUCAUGUACUUUAGCUUUAAUCUUGAUUUUUACUUAAAGAAUUUAAUCGUUUGUGAAAACAUGUUUUUAUGUGAUUUUAAUUGAAUUAGUUUAUUUUAUUUGGUAAGCAGGGAGAUGUCUGUAUGCACAGAUGUGGAAAGUUUUCUUGUUUUCAUUUUCUGUAACACAGUAUCUUAAAUCUGAGGGGGGAGACCAGAUUUAUUACCUAGACUUACUGGUCUUUAUUUUUUAUUAUACACUAUCAGAAGAAAAUUUGACCAUACUCACUAAAAUUUAUUUCUAAGUUAUACACAUAUACUGUUAUAUUCAUAUAAUUAUAUUAUAAAAUAUGUAUAAAAAAGCUAAAGGAUAAAUAAGGCAAAAAUUAUGAGACAGAAGUUCUAAUAUUUUUAUGUACUCCAGUGAAUACAGCCCACUUUGGAAAUCACUGAUAGUUUGGGAGUUUUUACCGUUUCUUAUCUCUGGCUUUGCCAUUCACCAUCUUUGAUACAGUAGCCAGUUGGAAAACUGCUAGAACUCUGUGUCUCCUGUAACAGAUGGGUUAAGAGCAUUGUUUCCUGGUCAUGAACACAUGUGGAUGGAAUGAGGCAGAAGAGAUGAAUGUAAUAGAGGGGUUGUCCUGGAUCUCCCAAAUGGGAUAUACAGAUGAAAAAAAAAAGUUUAAAUUUAAAGAAUGAAGUUCCAGUGGUUAAAAAAGUGAGGAAAUCAGUAAGAGUGAGGAAAAGAAAGACAUUUUCCAUGUUGCAGUAUUGUGUGGAGGGUGGAAAGAUCAAAAACCUUGGAGAUUAACCUGGAUGUGGCCCUACCACUUAUUACAUUCAUGAUAUUGGACAGGAUAGUUCCAUAACUUCUUGGAGUUUUCGUUUCCUUAGCUAUAAACUUUGAUAACAUUUAUUUCGAGCCAUCAUGAUAGGGAUUAAACCUGAGAGUAUAGGUAUGGAGCUUAGUUCUGUUAGGUUGGGGAGGUUAACAGCUGUAACAAAUGAAUCAGAAAAGUGUACUUCCUCCAAUAUGACAUACUGUCAUUCCUGUUAAGUCCCCAACUGGAUGAUCUUGGCAGCAUUCCUCCAAGACUUCUGUCAUCUUCAGCAGGGUCACUUCAGCCUUGGAAGGAGAAGGACUUGGAGAAUGUUAAUUGCUCAGACCUGCAGGUCUCCAUAUAACUUUGCUUUCAUUUCAUUGGCCAGAACUCAGUUGUAUGUGGGUGGAUCUUACUAUAAGAGAGGCUGGGCAAUGUGGUACAGCUGGGUUUCCAGGAAGGAGAAGAAAUGGUUGGGGGAACAGCCAGCACUUCUGACACUGUAUCACUAUAUGUGACAUUUCCUCCAUGUUCAGUAAAUGUUACUUCUUUUCCUUCCCCCAACCCUGGUUUUCCUGGCGGAAAAGCCAGGACAGUUAUAAGGAAAAAGAUAAUAGAAGCAGUUAAAACAUGCAUAGUACUUAUUAUUUUUGAGAUAUUUUUCUAAGCUCUUUGCCCUGCUAGAUCGGUAUUAUUAUUGUUUCUGUUGUAUAUAUAAGGAAAACUUGGUUUAGAGAAAUUCAGUCAUUUGCUCAACAUAGCCAGUAAGUGGGCCCAGCUGGGAUUUGAACCAGUUCUUUGGCUCUAGAGUUGAUUUUCUUAACAGCUUCAUUACACUUCUUGUUUAUUCUUGCCUUAAUACUUUUCUUGUUGUAGCCAUUGGACUACUGUUUUCUUUUGGUGUGUAUAAAAAAGCUGGAGGGAAAUUAAAAAUCCUAAAGAAGAAAAAAGAUGAUCUCUAAUCUAACAUUUAAUGGGGUAUAAUUAGAUAUGAUAUAGCUUUAUCUUGAAUACCUACUUGGGUCAGGUAUUUAAAGUAAGACUCUCUAUGACUAGGCUUCUUCAUUUAUAAUUAAUUUUCAGGAUAUAUGCCCUGAAUUAUAACCUUUUUCUUAAACUUUCAUUGUGGGAAUCCUUGAUUACCGUUUUUAUGCUGCAGUAUGUAAAGAUAAAUUCUUGUUAACUUCUUAGCCUAAGCACAUAUUCCUUCUAGCAAUUUCACAAGUAAAAUAUUCUCCCCUCAUCUUCCUUUUGAUCAAAAGCAUUGUUCUUCAUCAACAUCCCCAAAUUCCAAGAAAGAAAAUUCUUCCCUUGUUUUCUCAGCUUUGCAAAACUUUUUGAGUACUUACUGCACGACUAAAGGGACUUUUACUUGUAAUCCUAGUGUCCUGUAAAAGAAAAUGAUCCCUUUGUUCUCAUCCUGUUAUGGUGUCCCAGUUAUAUUAGACAAUUUGCCUCUUCUCACCUUUCUUGUGUAUUUGUCCUUUGCAAAAAUACCUCUUACAGUUUUGUUUCCAAAUAGCCGCAGUAGAAAUGUGAGUUGGUUAAUACUGAGAGUGUAUUUUUUGCCAAGACCAUUCAUUUUCCAAUAUUAUGGAGUCAUUUUUUCCUUCUUGUUCAGUAUGUAUUUGUGGCAUCUUCCCAAUUAAUUAAUGACUCGUGUUCUCAUCAUGUAGGUGAACAGAUAUACUUGGAUGCUUCUCAGUCACCUCUUUCUCAAAAGACCAUGUUCAUUUCCUUCUCAUUUUCCCUGAACCUUUUGUUCUAAGAAAUGUGCUUUAUUCUUUUUUAAAUUUACCUUGCAUCCAAACUUCUUCACACCCGUGCUAUGUAUAUAUACAUAUAUAUGUGUGUGUGUUGUAAGUCCCUUUUUAUGAUUUAAUGGGGUAGAAGGACAGAAAGGUUUAAACUUGCUUAUUAUAAUGUUUUCAGAGUCCCAGUAAGUGAGGUCCCACAGGGCCUAGUGAAAAGUGUAACAGGUAAAGUCUAAAUUUUUAGUGACUUAAAAUACUUUCUACUUCUUGCUCAUGUGGCAUAUAGUUCAGUACUUAAGUCCUGAUAAAGUGGCUUUCCAUUGGGUCAUUCGAGGAAUCAAGUUCUUUAUCCUCUUCCUGGGUUCGUCCUCCUAAGUCCCCUGAGUCCAUAUUCAGGCAAGGAGUGAAGAGAGAAAUGUCCUGGCAAGUUUCAUAGGAUGUUUUUAUACGCCCAUACUGGGAGUGGUUAUCAUGGCUUUUGCUAACACUGCAUUGAGCAGAACUUUUUUACUUGGCCAUUCCUCCCUGCAAGGAAAGCUAAGAAAUGGAGUCACACUGAGUGCCCAGAAAAAGUGGUAUGGUGAAUAACUAGCAGAUUUUCAACAAAUGGUGAUGAGCAGUUGAAGUUGAGAUGAAUAACAUAUUUAGGGGAAUCUUUGACCUACAAUACCUCCACAUUAUGUGGUCCCAAGAACUUCCCUAAAAGAUUAAAGGUUGAACAAAACUUAAAAGAAGCAGCGAUUCUAUUCAUUUGAUACUGGACUUGAAACUCCUUUGACCUCAGAAACUGAAGAUGAGGUUGCCAUGGGAACUGCUGGUACUGCAAUCAUUCAUGUUGUGCCUUGCAGAUGACUACACACUGCACGGCCCUGUUUUUAUUCAGGAACCAAGUCAUGUGAUGUUCCCUUUGAAUUCUGAGGAGAAAAAGGUGAAGCUCAAUUGUGAAGUUAAAGGGAAUCCAAAGCCACAUAUCAGGUGGAAAUUAAAUGGAACAGAUGUUGACAUUGGUGUGGAUUUCCGCUACAGUGUUGUUGAAGGCAGCUUGUUGAUCAAUAACCCCAAUAAAACCCAAGAUGCUGGAACGUACCAGUGCAUAGCAACAAACUCAUUUGGAACAAUUGUUAGCAGAGAAGCAAAGCUUCAGUUUGCUUAUCUUGAAAACUUUAAAACAAGAACAAGAAGCACUGUGUCUGUCCGACAAGGUCAGGGGAUGGUACUCCUAUGUGGCCCACCAGCCCAUUCAGGAGAGCUCAGUUAUGCCUGGAUCUUCAAUGAAUACCCUUCCUAUCAGGAUAACCGCCGCUUCGUUUCUCAAGAGACUGGGAAUCUGUAUAUUGCCAAAGUAGAAAAGUCAGAUGUUGGGAACUAUACCUGUGUGGUUACGAAUACAGUGACAAAUCACAAGGUCCUGGGACCACCCACACCACUAAUAUUGAGAAAUGAUGGGGUGAUGGGUGAAUAUGAGCCAAAAAUAGAAGUGCAAUUCCCAGAAAUGGUGCCGACCGCCAAAGGAACAACAGUCAAGCUGGAAUGCUUUGCCUUAGGAAAUCCAGUACCAACUAUUAUUUGGAGAAGAGCUGAUGGAAAGCCUAUAGCAAGGAAAGCCAGAAGACACAAAUCCACUGGAAUUCUUGAAAUCCCCAAUUUUCAGCAGGAGGAUGCUGGUUUAUAUGAAUGUGUGGCUGAAAAUUCAAGAGGGAAAAAUGUAGCAAGGGGACAGUUGACUUUUUAUGCUCAACCUAAUUGGAUUCAAGAAAUAAACGAUACACAUGUGGCCAUUGAAGAAAAUGUCUUUUGGGAAUGUAAAGCAAAUGGAAGGCCCAAACCUACAUACAGGUGGCUAAAAAAUGGUGAACCACUAUUAACUCGGGAUAGAAUUCAAAUUGAGCAAGGAAUGCUCAACAUAACAGUAGUGAACCUCUCAGAUGCUGGCAUGUAUCAGUGUGUGGCCGAGAAUAAACACGGAGUUAUCUUUUCCAGCGCAGAGCUUAGUGUUAUAGCUGCGGGUCCAGAUUUUUCAAGAACCCUCUUAAAAAGAGUAACUCUUGUCAAAGUGGGAGGGGAAGUUGUCAUCGAAUGUAAGCCAAAAGCUUCUCCUAAACCUGUUUACACCUGGAAGAAAGGAAGGGACAUAUUAAGAGAAAAUGAAAGAAUUACCAUUUCUGAAGACGGAAGCCUCAGAAUUGUCAAUGUGACUAAGUCAGAUGCUGGAAGUUAUACCUGUGUAGCCACUAACCAUUUUGGAACUGCUAGCAGUACUGGAAACUUGGUAGUAAAAGAUCCAACAAGGGUGAUGGUCCCCCCUUCCAGUAUGGAUGUCACUGUUGGAGAAAGUAUUGUUCUGCCAUGCCAGGUAACACAUGAUCACUCGCUGGACAUCGUCUUUACUUGGUCAUUUAAUGGACACCUGAUAGACUUUGACAAAGAUGGGGACCACUUUGAGAGAGUCGGAGGGCAGGAUUCAGCUGGUGAUUUGAUGAUCCGAAACAUCCAGCUGAAGCAUGCUGGGAAAUACGUCUGCAUGGUCCAAACAAGUGUAGACAGGCUGUCUGCUGCUGCAGACCUGAUUGUCAGAGGUCCCCCAGGACCCCCAGAGGCUGUGACCAUAGAUGAAAUUACAGAUACCACUGCUCAGCUCUCCUGGAGACCCGGGCCUGACAACCACAGCCCCAUCACCAUGUAUGUCAUUCAAGCCAGGACUCCGUUCUCCGUAGGCUGGCAAGCAGUCAAUACAGUGCCAGAACUUAUUGAUGGGAAGACAUUCACAGCGGCUGUUGUGGGUUUGAACCCUUGGGUCGAGUAUGAAUUCCGCACUGUUGCGGCCAAUGUGAUUGGGAUCGGGGAACCCAGCCGGCCCUCGGAGAAGCGGAGGACAGAAGAGGCUCUCCCCGAAGUCACCCCAGCUAACGUCAGUGGUGGCGGAGGCAGCAAAUCUGAACUGGUUAUAACCUGGGAGACGGUCCCUGAGGAAUUACAGAAUGGUAGAGGCUUUGGCUAUGUGGUGGCCUUCCGGCCCUAUGGCAAAAUGAUCUGGAUGCUGACAGUGCUGGCAUCAGCCGAUGCCUCCAGAUACGUGUUCAGGAAUGAGAGUGUGCGCCCCUUCUCUCCCUUUGAGGUUAAAGUGGGCGUCUUCAACAAUAAGGGAGAAGGCCCCUUCAGUCCCACCACAGUGGUAUAUUCUGCAGAAGAAGAACCCACCAAACCACCAGCCAGCAUCUUUGCCAGAAGUCUGUCUGCAACAGACAUUGAAGUUUUCUGGGCCUCCCCCAUGGAGAAGAAUAGAGGACGGAUACAAGGCUAUGAGGUUAAAUACUGGAGACAUGAUGACAAGGAAGAAAAUGCUAGAAAAAUACGAACAAUUGGAAAUCAGACAUCAACAAAAAUCACCAAUUUAAAAGGCAGCGCGCUGUAUCAUUUAGCUGUCAAGGCAUAUAAUACUGCAGGGACAGGCCCAUCCAGCGCAACGGUCAAUGUGACAACCAGAAAGCCACCACCAAGUCAACCCCCCGGAAACAUCAUAUGGAAUUCAUCGGACUCCAAAAUUAUCCUGAAUUGGGAUCAAGUGAAGGCCCUAGAUAAUGAGUCGGAAGUAAAAGGAUACAAAGUCUUGUACAGAUGGAACAGACAAAGCAGCACAUCUGUCAUUGAGACAAAUAAAACAUCAGUGGAGCUCUCUUUGCCUUUUGAUGAAGAUUAUAUAAUAGAAAUUAAGCCAUUCAGUGAUGGAGGAGAUGGCAGCCCCAGUGAACAAAUUCGAAUUCCAAAGAUAUCAAAUGCCUAUGCAAGAGGAGCCGGGCCUUCUACUUCGAAUGCAUGCACACUGUCAGCCAUCAGUACGAUCGUGAUUUCCCUCACAGCUAGGUCCAGUUUAUGACAAAAGUUAUCUAAAGGACUUGCUAUUUAUAAUAUAAGCAACAUUUAGCUAGUUGUUUUGAAGACACCCAGUACUAAGUAAUAUUGUUGUUCAAGUACAUCUUAUUACUGGAAAAAAAAAAUGUUUUUUGCUUCUUUAGGAAUGGCAUUAUACAGUACUUCCUCAAAGCAAACCUAGCUUUGUCUGAAGUUUCUUUGGAAACUCUGCAAUGCACUGAAGACAUCUGUAAUAUGAUGUUACCAAAGCAGUUUACAUAUGUCCUUAUAUGCAUAUUUUUUAUUAUAUAUUUAGUGUUUUAUAGAAUUUUUUAAAGUUAACAUGAAAUGUAGAUAUUAAUUUUUUCCUCUGCUGUAAAAUGCUAUGGGCAACACAAUCAUACAAUUAUUAUUUGAAAAUAUUUCCUUUAAAGAAAAAGUUUGAAACUCAUAUUGAUAAAUAAAUUAUAAACUGUACAGUUUUACAAGGAUUCAGUGGCAGAACAGCUGAAGAUUUGGUCUGGAACUUAAGGCUGCGAUGUGUAAAUGACUCUUUGGAUAGUUAACACAUUGAAUCAAGUCCUUUUUGACAUGUACAAUAUGUUUUCCCACCCUCUUGUGAAUUUUGUUGUUCAACACAACUUGAGAUGGUUUCAGGAAUGGUUGUGAACUAGAAACCUAAACUAACUGCCCAAGAGGUACCUUGUGCAAUAUUCCCAUCCCUGAAUUUAGCAUUGUACAGUAAGACUUUCUUUUCACUCAGCUAAGUUAGCAUUGUGUCUGUAGUAGCAUUAUCUUAGGCAUUAAAUUUGAAGUUACCUAUCCAGUAGUAACAUAGACCAAAAGUUACUAUAGUCAACCAACUCUUUCAAAGGAUAAAAGAUAAUUUUACUAUCUUUAACUGUAUCUGUCUUGAAUGUACAUUUUUUAAAAAGGUAAUUCUCUGUUGUUGGAUUCAUAAUUUCUUUAUAUAUGUGUAUCUCUUUAAUAAUAGAGCCCUUCUUUUGAAUCAAAAUCAUGUAUGGAGUUUGGCACAUUUCUCCUAUUUCAGCAGAUAGUUGCUGCGAAGAAAUUUUUCACGACACUACAAAAGAUCUUUAGUAUAACUGUAUAUUAUCUUGAUGAUUAUCCUGUUUUGCAGUAAGUAGCUUAGUUGCUUUAUAAGCUUUACCUUCUAAGUCUUAAAAUCACAUAUUGGAAAAUUACAGUAUAAAAAACCACCUAUUCUUAUGAAAAGAACUAUUUGUUAUAAUGGGGGAGGUUUUGUAAGCAGCUGACACUUGUGGAACAGUGCAUAUAAAAGGCAAUGAAAUUUUCUAUAAAAAUUUUCACAUGUGAACACUCUGCCACCUUUUAUUCUUUCUCAGAGAGCUCAAAUUUGCCUGUAAUUUGUCAUUUUUUGCUUACAAAUAAUAUAAGUUAACUUUUCAACCUUCUAACUCUAUUUAUCGAACAAGGUCCUGUCCUAAUCAGGAUUCCACUUGUGUAAAAAAUAGGGUGGUAACCAGAAAAAAAAAAUUAUUGUCAGUAUUUCAAGCUGUGUUCCUUUCUUAGUUUGAUAUGGUUACUUCUAUGUUAAAAUAAAACAAAACUUAAAAUCACACACACAAAAAAAUCAACAAAACAAUAAAAUGAAUGAAAAAAAAAUGAUACCCCAGGUAGUUCCCGACCCCAGUGUAAAUGAUAUUUACCAGUGAUCUAGCAUAUGUAAUCUUUUUUUAAAGGUAUUGUUAAUAAAUAUUCUGUCAUUUGUAAAGAUACUUGUCUUUUGGGAGCAUUUUUCCUGCCUGCCUGUCAGGGAAUUUGUUAGCUCACCCUUGUGCUAGUCAUAAUUUGACAUGACAGAGGGACUCCAAAGUCUCUGGCCAUGAUCUAAAGCUAGGUGACUCAGAGUAUCCCUUUGGAAUUGACAACCCCGAAGACACCAUUUCAAAUCCUCUUUGCAAGCAGAGAGGGUCAUAAUCCACAAAUAAAUGUCCUGAAGAUCAAACUUGAAUAUUUCCUCUUGAUUACCUAAGUCUUUUGCAUAUUUAACCUAUGGAUAUCUGUUGUUUUAAGCUUUCCUCAACCCCAUAGCCAAAAGGAUAAAAUCUAAACUUGAUCGUUUAAGGCCCUUAAUCUAAUAACAACUUAACUUUGUACCCAGCUACACUGAGCCCUCACUGGCCCCUGAACACUGCUUGCUUUUGAUCUCACCUCUGUGCCUUUUGAUGUAUGGCUGACCCCUCCUGACAUGCCCUCCCCACCCUUAUUUCUCACCCAAUUCCUGACUGUCCUAGGGUAGCUCCAGCCCCAGGCGUCUGCGAAGUCUUCCCACACCUCAGCCCUUUAGGAUGUCCUUCCUCUGGGUUAGCUACAUUCCCUGUCAAUACCACUCAUUUAGUAAUUAAUCAGGUACUACUUUUGGAAAUCUCUUGUACUGUUAUCUUGCAUUUUAAGUUAACUCCUGUAUUGUUACUUAAUUUUCCUUGUACUUAUGCCUUGUCUUCCCAGCUAGAUUGUAAGCUCCUUGAGGGCAGGGACUUUGGUCUUAUCUUCCAUGUACUCUCCAUAGUGCCUAGCACAGUGCCUUGCAAUAAAUAAUCAUUGAUUAAUUGAAGGGGUCUUUGAAGUAGCAUUUUGCAUCAGUUGCCUGCCUAUGUACCCUAGUGACCCAAACAGAGAAGACCGUGUCACUAUUUUUGUUAGGUGGUGAAAAGCAUUAGAAGGCCUGGCUUCAAACUUUAUGCUUUGAAAAAGUCCUGUUAUCUCUCCGCUUCAUCGUCUGGUAAAUGAGGACCUGGAUUAGCUGAGUCCACCUGAGCUGAAGGUAUUUUAGAAAGUGCUUCAUAGACACCUUCACCCACACGUGUCUGAUUUCUUUGGCUUCUGUGUUUGUUGUUGCAGGUUGGGUUCACUGUUUGCAAGCAACAGAAAACCACUCUGGCUAAAUUGAACAAACAAAAAGGAAUGACACUGAUUAGGUCACAUGAGCCAAGAAAAGGCUGAAUGACCAAGCCUUGAUGACAAUAAGAACCAGGCUAUGCUAAGAACCAGACCACAGCAACUCUGAAAAGUCUAUUCCAAGUGCUUUUUUGGGAAUAAAUUGGAUUUGUUUAUGA
Acinonyx jubatus (cheetah) is the source of this 11925-nucleotide messenger RNA. Its product is annotated as contactin-4. NCBI's taxonomy places the organism in Eukaryota, Metazoa, Chordata, Mammalia, Carnivora, Felidae. Gene Ontology annotation, molecular function: cell-cell adhesion mediator activity. The transcript has 25 exons. The record is from RefSeq and is a predicted model, not a curated record. Gene Ontology annotation, biological process: brain development; cell-cell adhesion. Bases 5769 to 8849 code for a protein of 1026 amino acids.